This is a messenger RNA of Mirounga angustirostris (Northern elephant seal), 3967 nucleotides long. RefSeq names its product stabilizer of axonemal microtubules 4 (gene SAXO4). The record is from RefSeq and is a predicted model, not a curated record. The transcript is spliced from 13 exons. Lineage: Eukaryota; Metazoa; Chordata; Mammalia; Carnivora; Phocidae. Gene Ontology annotation, molecular function: phosphatase binding. The coding region runs from base 2428 to 3762 and encodes 444 amino acids.
GUCACUUCAGGCCGACUGCAGCCAGGGCAUCUCCUGGGUGGGGCAGCCCGCUUUCCCUCGGCAUCCUCUUCAUCCACACCUCGCUUUCCCUUAUGAGUCGGGGUGCUCUGGAGCCGACUCAUACCAGCUCGUGAGAGUUGAAGGCAAAACCUCCAGGAAAUCUGUGAGCUGGUUGUUGAACUCCGCCAUUGUUAAAAAUCAAAUUAUAUAAACUUACAAUUUAAUAAAUUAUAUAAAAACAAAGGUAAUAGGGGAGACUGGCUGGCUCAGUCGUUAAGCGUCUGCCUUCGGCUCCGGUCAUGAUCCCGGGGUCCUGGGAUCGAGGCCCGCAUCGGGCUCCCUGCUCCGCGGGAAGCCUGCUUCUCCCUCUGCUGCUCCCCCUGCUUGUGCUCGCCCUCUCCGCCCUCUCUCAAUCUGUCAAUAAAUAAAUAAAUAAAUAAAUAAAUAAAUAAAUAAAUAAAAUCUUAAAAAAAAAACCCUGAGGGUAAUAAAUACUUCAAAGUCAUCACCUCUUAUUAUAUUACUACAUUUGUCUGUCCUUCAUGGUCUCAAGGUCACUUCUGGCUAUUGGAUCUGUCCGGCGCAAAUUCUGUAUUGUGAUGGCUCCACAGCGGGCCGAGCAUGAUUUCCCAACCCCCUGCUCGGUGACCUUGCCUUAGUAGUUUGAAAGCAGCCCUGAUGGGAGUAUUUACACCACAGACACGUGGCGAAUGCUGCACAUCGAGGCUCCCCACCCCCACCCCAUCAGAGACCCGGUUAAACCGUUACAGGCUUCAAAGCCCCUUGGGGCAAAGGGCCCGGCCCAAGGGGAGCGGGCCUCACUCCCCUUGUAAUCCUUCACCGACUCUGAGGCCUGGCCAGUGUCCUUGGGCCUCAACUUUCCCAUCUGCAAAAUAGGCUGAGAAUACAGCUUUGAAAAACUGAGGCGCCGAAACCAUGCCCUCGGGAAAUCUGCCAACAGCCCCCCGAAGCGGGUCCAGUUGCGGCCCUCGGUGAAGAGGAGGAAAUGGGGGGCUGUAAGGGGACAGGUCCCCUCAUCAGAGAUGACACAUCAGGGUUGAGCCACACUCCUAGCUGCUGGGGCUUGUUGGCCCCAUAACCAUAGUACCCCGGCCACAGGGUGGUCUGGGGGAUUGUCCGAGGUAAUAAUGUGUGUGGAAGGGGGCGCCUGGGUGGCUCAGUCGUCUGCCUUCAGCUCAGGUCAUGAUCUCAGGGUCCUGGCCGGGAGCCUGCUUCUCCCGCUGCCUGCCGCUCCGCCUGCUUGUGCGCUUGCUCCCUCUCUCUCGCUCUCUCGCUCUCUCUCUCGCUCUCUCUCUGACAAAUAAAUAAACAAAAUCUUUAAAAAAAAAUGUGUGUGUGGAAGAGCUUGGCACCGAUCUGGCUCUAGCAGGACACAGGGAACAGGAUAAUUCCCCGAGAGGCUUACGAGUGGGGAUCUGAGCCCACCCACGUUUGAGUCUCAACUCUUCUCUUUCCUUCUGUUUUCGAGAUCUCUGGCCAGUCAAGACACUGAUUGUCUAAAGCCUCAUUUUCCCCGCAUGGAAAGAGGGAUAAUUAUAGCCAGCUGGAGGAGCCGCUCAGAGGACUGGCCAUAAAGGAUAUAAAGUGUCUGCUGAGAAGUGGAUACUUAAUGAGUAGGAGUGAUUGUUUGAGAUUCUCUUUUAUUUCUUGUCACUCAGAAGACAGCAACAAUGCCCAGCCUGGUUCAGGGAAGCAGGCGACUGGGGGGGCCAAGGAGGCAGGACCUUGCCCUCAUCUGGGCCAGCUUGGCCUCUCAGUGGGCCCUGGCCCUAGAAGGGCCUCAGAGGCGUGGGGACGCUGUUGCUAGGCACUGGUUGCCAGGCGACACACUGUUUAUCCUGGCCAGGCCACCUCCCAGAAGGCCUGGGCUUCCCUGGAGCAGCUCCUGUCCCCUGCAGCCUCUCCCCAGAGCCACAGCAGAGGGCAGGUGAGGGUGGGGCCCGCUGCGGUUGGGCCCCAGGAGGGCCGAGCCAACGUCCCUCAGCAAGGCCCCCCGAGCGAGCUGAGGGAGGGACAAGGAGCCCCGGGCUGGGCUGGGAGGGUGUCUGUCCAUUCAAUCCCCAGAGGAGGCCAGGAGGGGAUUAAGAUAAGAUCCGGGGCGGGGAGUCAGAUACCCCAGGGCCUGAAUCCUGGCUCCCCACGCCCAUUGUGAGCUCAUCCUUCAUCACUUGGCAUCCUAGUUUCCUGGCUGUAAACUGGGGAGAUGAUAAGCUGUGGGGAAGGGGGAAUGAGUGUAUAUGAUUACGUGUUGACGAUGACCAGUCCUUCCUUCAGUUUGGGGUGUGGGUGUCGGUGGAGAGGGACGGGGCCGAGCGGAAGGCCCUGGUUGGUGGGGCUCGGGCUUCGCCUCCGGGGCCUCUGCAGCCUGAGCCUGAGACGGGCUCGGGGCCUGGGGCUGCUGAACGGAUGGGGCUCCCUGUGCUUCCUCCCCAGGCGCCCCCCGGGGCCCUGCCCCACAGCACCAUGAUGGGUAAACUCCCCUUGGGGGUUGUCUCCCCUUAUGUGAAGAUGAGUUCAGGGGGCUGCACGGAUCCCCUGAAAUUCUAUGCCACUAGCUACUGCACCGCCUACGGUCGGGAGGAGUUCAGGCCCCGCAUGGGCAGCCACGAAGGCACAAGCUACAGAUCCAAUUACCGGCCCGUGGUCUCUUACCACGCCAACCUCGAUGCCCUGGACAACCCAGCCAUGGGGGAACAAGUCCGCCACAAUUUCCAGUCAGUGACCAAUCAGAGCUACCGCCCCCUGGAGGCGCCUGAUGGCAAGUGCCCACUGCCUUGGAACGUGCAUCAGACCAGCUCUGGCUACUCGCGGGAGAAGCCCAGUGUGGCGACCCCCACUAAGGAGGUCAGGAAGGUCCAUUUUGACCCCCAGGACUAUGGGCCUCAGGCCAUCACAGGGCUGGAGCCCGAGGACGGGCCCCUGCUCCACCAGCUGCAGGGCAAGGGCUCGAUGGAGUGGGAGAACGCCCGGCAUGACCCGCGCUUCAUGACCUAUGAGUACAAUUCCAAGUAUUUCAAGGAGCCUUCAAACCAGCCAGAUCUCUUGCAGAAGAAAUCAAUUGGCGCCAAAGAAGAGACUGGCUUCACCGAAGAGUCCACCAAGAACCCCAUUGUCUUCCAGCCCCCCUCCCAGGCCCUCCCUGGGGACCCGGUCCUCCUCCCCGUCCAGAGUGUCACCAGGUCCGACUUCCUCCCUAUGCCCCACCCUCAUGGGGACGAGUUCCUGCCUGUGCUGGCCAGAGGCUCCGAGAGGGAAACAGGCUACAACCGGGUGACGGAGAGGACCCUGAACCCCAGAGUGCCCCCUCCUGGCCCAGAACCGAGCAGCAUGAGCCACCGGCAUUUCCAGCCCCCGCAGCGCAUGCAACAGACGAACGUUGCCUUGCUGGGCCGGGAGACUGUGGGGAACAAGGAGCCCACGGGGUUCAGCCUCAACAACCCCAGCUACUUCCGGAACCCUUAUGACCCUGACAUGGAUAAUCGGUACCUGACCACCUACAACCAAGGGUACUUCGAGAAUAUCCCUAAGGGUCUGGACCGAGAAGGCUGGACUCGAGGUGGCAUCCAGCCGCAGAAGCCCGGAGGCUAUGCCCUCAACCAGCCGGUCACCCACAUGGAGGCCACCCCCAACCCCGCGGAGAGCCUACAGCACCUGCACCCCCACGUGGGAAGAACCCUGAUCUCCGUGGACCCCUUCUACCGAGCCCCGCCUCACAGCAGCUACUUCAUGACACCCAACUGAGCCUGAGACUGGGUUUGCCAACCCAACGGACAGGACAGGAGCCGGCUACAGUCCCUACCCCCACCCCGUCCCUGCCCAGACUCCCCUGACUACUUUCCUAAUGAAAUAAAGAGCAGUGAAGCAGCCCAUGUGUCCAGUCACUGGCAGGGGAGCUGGGAAAAGGAUGGGGGGUGGUGCAGGGCGAGCAUGCAGGAGUGGAGGGGCC